AUGGACCACGACUUCGCACCGCCUCCUCCUCCAGAGAUGCAGCCGCACAGGGCUCCAGGCCCCAGAUCUUCUUUCUCCCGCGGCCACAUGCUGGGGCGCCACACCCACCAAAAGCUCACCAGAGAUGUGUCCCCCCUCAUCCCUGUCAUCAAGAAGACUGUCCACUUGAACGCCUUCCCCCAAGGCAAUGUCCUACAGACUUUCAGCCAGCCAAGCCUUAGAUCCAGGGCCUGGAGUAUGUCCCAACAGGGCAGCCUAGGGCCCCUGGGCUCUCUGCCUCCCAAUAGCUUUAUGCCCAGGAAACUCAGCUCUAUUUCCUUAACAAUUCGCCAGAACGUCCAAGCGCGGCCCCUGGAUGCUCCACUUUCUCAUUGGGAAGAGUUGUCCAAUUUGGGCAAGGAGGUACUCACCCAUGGAGAAGGGAGGCUGUCCACUUCAAAAUCACCACCCAUGGCCCCAAUGCCAAAGGACAGGACCUCCUCUGAAGGCCAUGGGAACCCAGAUCCUACCAAAGCCAGCAGGACACCCUCAGGGGAUAAGCCCCUGGUGUCUUCCCAUCUGACUUUGCCAUUCCAAUCUCAGAACACUCAGAGUUCGGGCCCUGUGGCUCAAGUCCAAACCAGAACCUCUCCAGGAAGAGGCAAGUCCAAGCCCAGGGGUAUUCCCAGAUCCCGAGCAUACCUCCAAAGGGCUACUGCUUCUCCUUCUACAAAUUUGUCUGCUGUGGGCACAAAAUUAGAUAUAGCCAGAAAUUUAGGCACAAUGGCCAUCAACAGACCUGAGCUGGCUAUCAAUAUGUCCACACCAAACCCAUCCAGAAUGGUCAGAGACACUGAACUUCCUAUUCUGGGUGCCAAGAUGGGCAUGACCGUUGACUUACCUAUAGCAUCCAAGGCAGGAAAAGCGACAGAUUCGGUGAUAGCAGGCCCACCCAAACUAGGCACAGCCAUGACUUUAGCUGGAGCAGGGACAACCAAGCCAGGCCAGGUUCUGAAUUUGGUAACUGCAGACUCAGACAAGCUGGAGAAUGUCAUGGCUAUGACCACGGAGGACUCAGCCAUGGCUUUGGAAAUACCGGAUCAAAUUGAUCUGGGCAUAACCAGGUUGGACACAGCCAUGGGUUUGGCUGGAGUCAAUAUAGCCGAGCUGGACACAACUGCAGAUUCUUCUGUGUUGGACACAAGCCAACUGGAAACAGCCAUGGAUUCAGUUGUGCUGGUCUGCCCAGUCUCUGGUGAGACUAAGCUAGACAUUGUCAAUCACCUGACCAUCACGGAUGCUGCAACCUAUUCUCUAACGACAAACAGAAGCACAGACCCAGGCCAGGACUAUGCUGCAGUGGAUGCUGUCACAGACAGUGUCACUGAACCUACCUCGCUGGACCUGGCCAGAGAACCCAAAGGGCUCCCAGAGGCCAGGACGGACACAGCUAUGUCAGAGCUGGUACCCGAGCCCAGGCCUAAGCCGGCGGUGCCCAUGAAGCCGGUCAGCAUCAACUCCAACCUACUAGGUUACAUCGGCAUCGACACCAUCAUCGAACAGAUGCGCAAGAAAACCAUGAAGACUGGUUUUGACUUCAACAUCAUGGUCGUUGGCCAGAGUGGACUGGGCAAGUCAACGCUGGUCAACACACUCUUCAAGUCCCAAGUGAGCCGAAAGGCCUCCAGCUGGAACCGGGAGGAGAAGAUCCCUAAGACAGUAGAGAUCAAAGCCAUUGGGCAUGUGAUAGAGGAAGGUGGUGUCAAAAUGAAGCUGACAGUCAUUGAUACGCCAGGCUUCGGGGACCAGAUCAACAAUGAAAACUGCUGGGAGCCCAUUGAGAAAUACAUCAAUGAGCAGUAUGAAAAGUUCCUGAAGGAAGAGGUGAACAUCGCCAGGAAGAAACGCAUCCCGGACACCCGUGUCCACUGCUGCCUUUACUUCAUCUCCCCCACAGGACACUCCUUACGACCGCUUGAUCUUGAGUUCAUGAAACACCUCAGCAAAGUGGUGAACAUCAUCCCGGUCAUUGCCAAGGCUGACACCAUGACCCUGGAGGAGAAGUCUGAAUUCAAGCAGAGGGUUCGCAAAGAGCUUGAAGUAAACGGCAUUGAGUUCUACCCUCAGAAGGAGUUUGAUGAGGACUUGGAGGACAAGACAGAGAAUGACAAAAUCAGGCAGGAGAGCAUGCCCUUCGCUGUGGUGGGGAGUGACAAGGAGUACCAAGUGAAUGGCAAGAGGGUCCUCGGCAGAAAAACCCCGUGGGGGAUCAUUGAAGUGGAAAACCUCAACCACUGCGAGUUUGCCCUGCUUCGAGACUUCGUCAUCAGGACUCAUCUCCAGGACCUCAAAGAAGUCACCCACAAUAUCCAUUAUGAGACUUACAGGGCCAAGAGGCUCAAUGACAAUGGAGGUCUCCCUCCGAACAAAAAGCUGUGCGCCUCACUCAAGAGGUCUGGGGAAGGUUUUAUUUUAAAAUGCUGGGAGCAGGUGAGCCACAGGCAACCCUUUCUUUCUUCUGACCCACCCACAAACUGAGGCUGCAAGGGUUCUUCACAGACAGGUGGCUGAGCUAGCCCAUGGUGGGGUGCGGGGGUUCGGAACAACCUUCGCUGUAAGUUGAGGUGGCCUGGACUUCUUGACAGAGGAAAGGAAAGGUCACAGGAAGCAGAGAAGAAUGCUGGGGGUGGGGAGCGGUUCCUGCAGAAUUAGUGCCUGGAAAUGGAGCUCCACCCUUGGGUCUGUGUCAAGGCCACCAUCAACAACACCGCUGUGCUGCAGACCACUGCUUUCUAUGCUCGCCUUGCCCAUGUUUGCAGCCUGGCUGGUUGUCUCCUCUUCCCGACCCCCCGCUCCGCCUCCUUUGCCUCCUUUCUUCAUAUAUUCAUUCCUACAUCCUCCGUCUCUCCUGCCUGUCUCUGACCUUUUGCUUCCUUUUAGAGUAAUCUGUUACCUUCAUUUCUACAUUUAGAAAUCAUGCCCAGCCUACUUCCUAAGUUGACUUUCUGUUGCCCUAAAAUAAAGUUACAACUAGGGGCUGAAGAGGUGCCUCUGUGCUUAAGAGCAACUUUUGCUCUUGCAGAGGACCCCGGUUCUGUUCCCAGUACCUACCUGGCAGCUCACGACUGCACUGAGUGACUCCAGCUGCAGAAGAUCAGACGUCCUCUUUUAACCUCCACAAGCAUGGCAUAUAUAUACAUCCAUGGAGACAAACUCUUAUAUGCAUAAGAUAAAAAUCAAUAAAUAUUCAAGAAAUAAAGUCACAAGUAAAAGCAUGGGAUAAUACACACUGAGUUGGCAAGAGAAAUCAGAGCUGUAGGGAAGAGAGGAGCCAAUUUCUGCAGCUGAGCACUGAAAUUUGCCCUGAACUCAGGAGUAGCCUAGGGAAAAAGGGGAACUUGGGACUUGGGCUGCCUGCUCCGUGUUCUGUUUAAGGAAACACACAUACUGGUCAAGUGAGGCAGCUUUUGGGUGGAGGACAUGACAUUUUUGAACUAAUUCUGAAGCAUCAGAAACAAUAUAUAGAAUUUCCUAGGGACCCAGGGCUUCAGAGACAAAUUCUAGGACACAGUUCCCUUUCUCUAGAUCCUUCUAUGUUAAGCUGGCUUUUCUGUGGCUUCGCCUCAUGUAAACCUCACUCGCUCUUUCUGUUCUCAUUUGUCUGUUUUCCUCUGCUUCUCCCCUCUUCCCCAACCCAGUUUCCCCAUCUUCCAAUCCUCUAGAUAGUCCCAGGAACAUCCACAACCAUACAUUUAGCCUUCUCUUGCCUUGUUCCAGAGCCCUGUAGUUAUGCACACGUCCACUGCUCCUUGCACACACAAGUUAUUCUUCCUGUGGUUUCUAAGGCUGCUUUAAGGAAAACCGCUUAGCCUUAGGAAAGGGAAGAGACUAGGGGUUCUGUUUACCACUGCCUUUAUGCGCUAUCCCAUCUCCUGGUCCAGCCUGGGUAUUAACUGGUCCUCACUGAAUGCUACCGUUUAUAGUCGCAAUCCUUUAUCACUCAGGCACUAGGAGAAACAAAAGAGAUGGAUCCCAUGAUUCAGUGGACCGAGUGAAGGAGGGAGGGGAUGAUCAGAUCAUGUGACCCCAGUCCUACGGUCUUAGCCUUUCCUUAGCUCUACCUAUCUAGCCCUCAUCCCUCAUCUCAUUUUCCCGUAAGUUACUCCGAAGUCGGCACCUCUCAGGCUAGAAUGGAAGCAGUGUUCUGGAGCUCCCUGGCUACUCCAGUGGGGUCACCUAGGGCCAGCAGGGAUCAGGGGGGUGAGCACUGGAUAGUUGGAUAGCCUAAGUAGCAGAAUGGUGCCUGACCCCUCGUUAAGCUAUGGAUGGUUUCACUCUCCCUGGAGAAGCUGUUUGGAUGUGCUUGCUGCAAACUGCUGGUCUCCACGCCCUCAACCGUUCUCAACUCCCCUUGCAGGGAGAAGGCCUUCUGGGUACUGCCCUUCCACCUGUGCCAGCUACCCCCUGUCCCUCUGCUGAAUGAAGGCCAUUUCAAGCGCUGCUUCUCCCUCAUUCCUUCCAGCUGCUCUUGCUGCAGGGCCAAGCCCCCUUUAAUGCUGUGCUUGUCCAGCCCGCCACCACAACCCCUCUCAGCCCUCAGCAGGUGGGAGGGGGCCGGCUGCCUCUUUAGGAUCAGUAGCUUCCUCCAUUUAGCCAAAUGACUCCUCUCCUCCUACUGGAAUGGAGUUCCUGCCAGCCAGCAUUGCCCUGCUCCAUCGUCUGUCAGCAGCCCCAGCCCAUGUGUAGAGAGAAGGAACUCACCGAGAGCUUGCAAGCCCAUUCCAGCGACUUGUAACCAUCUCCAAGGGAACCGGCAUUGCUUCCUAGCCAUUCAUCUGCAUGAGUACUCUUCUUGGCUCCCUUAAACGGUCAAGAAAGCAAUUUUUUCUGCUUGUCAGUCAUUGAGGUCAGCUGUGUGAGCCCCCAUGUGGGACAAGGGUGUCUCCUUCAUUGCUUAAAGGUAUAAGGGUGAUUCAUUACAGAGAUUGGGGAGCAUGAGGGCUAGCGUCACUUAAAUCACCACUGGUGUCUGGCCCAGUGUGUGUAUGUGUGUGUGUGUGCGUGUGCGCACGUGUGUGUGUGUGUGUGUGUAGACAACCUCUUUACCCCCCCCCCCCCAAAAAAUGUGGCCAUUUCGGAAGUGGUUUCCCUGAAAAGAAGUUGCUGGGUUUGACUUCCUUAUCCCCAAACAACAACAAGGGGGAAAAAAGUGAAUUAAACACACACAUGAACCACCCCAAACCCACAAGCUAUACACUCUAGGCGGAAAAAAAGCACCCUUUUGUACAUUUAGCAAUAAGAGGGAUCUCUUCCCACCUACCCUGAGCAUUCCAACGCCCAUCUCCCACCCUGUUAAUGUGAGCAGUGCAUUAGCCUGACCACAGGUGGUCGCUAUGGGCUAAUGGAAAAUACUCCACGGAGGGCAAAGCCCCCAACAGAUGCAUGAAUGUUUGCGAAUGUCGGCUGCCACUGCCCCAUACACUGUGUCUUUAUAGAACCCUCCCUUGGCCACCUCCCCUGCCAUCUCCACCUGGAUACAACUUGCUCAAAGGCUGGUGACUUGUGGGCCAUUCAUCUACAAGUCCCGAUGGAACAAGAGGCCCAAGCCUAGGGGAUGCGGGAACGACCCAUUUUUAAAAUGUUAUUAGUCCCAACCAAUAUUUUGGUGAUAUUCCAGUUGAAUUUCCCAAUUGAAAACAAGCCAACAGACAUUCAGACUGGUCAUGUAAAUGUUGCUAGCCUCUGUUGUACAACUAAACAUUGCUGUUUGAACAAUAA
Arvicola amphibius (Eurasian water vole) is the source of this 5757-nucleotide messenger RNA. It is a transcript of the gene Septin3, whose product is annotated as septin 3. Gene Ontology annotation, molecular function: GTP binding; molecular adaptor activity; GTPase activity. Gene Ontology annotation, cellular component: cell division site; septin complex; microtubule cytoskeleton. Gene Ontology annotation, biological process: cytoskeleton-dependent cytokinesis. Bases 1 to 2517 code for a protein of 838 amino acids. The transcript has 11 exons. Lineage: Eukaryota; Metazoa; Chordata; Mammalia; Rodentia; Cricetidae. The record is from RefSeq and is a predicted model, not a curated record.